Hevea brasiliensis (rubber tree) is the source of this 1812-nucleotide messenger RNA. RefSeq names its product disease resistance protein RUN1-like. Gene Ontology annotation, molecular function: protein binding. The record is from RefSeq and is a predicted model, not a curated record. The transcript has 3 exons. Bases 1 to 1812 code for a protein of 603 amino acids. NCBI's taxonomy places the organism in Eukaryota, Viridiplantae, Streptophyta, Magnoliopsida, Malpighiales, Euphorbiaceae.
AUGUUGAACAACUCUGGGAAGGAGUGCAGGUAUAUAUUAAUUUCCAAAUGGAUCAAAUCUGACCUUGUGAAGCUGAAGAGGAUCGAUCUCAGUUACUCUGAGUAUUUGAUUCAAAUCCCAGAUCUUUCAAAUGCUAAAGAACUUGAGAGUUUGAAUCUUAAAGGGUGCACAAAUUUGGUUGAGGUCUCCUCAUCUGUUCAGAAUCUUAACAAGCUUGAAUAUCUGAAUAUGGAAGGUUGUAAAAAUCUUAGUUGUAUUCCGAGCACAUUUGCUUCCAAGCUUAUAAGAACUUUGAAUCUGGUUGGUUGCUCAAAUCUCAAGAAGUUCCCAGAGAUUGCAGGAAAUGUGGAAGAAUUAUUUUUAAAUUACACUGCUAUAGAAGUUGUUCCCUCAGCAAUUGAGUGCCUUACCAAGCUUGUCUCUUUGCGUCUCACAAGCUGCGCAAAGCUCAGAAGUUUACCAAGCCACAUUUGCAAGUUGAAAUGUCUUCGAAUGCUGAAUUUAUGUGGCUGCUCGAAACUUGAGAGUUUCCCAGAAAUUUUGGAGGCUAUGGAAGGUUUGAAAUACCUUUAUUUGGCUAACUGCAGAAAUCUUCAGAGUCUUCCGAACAGCAUUGGUAAUUUGAAAAAUCUUGCAGAGCUUGAUUUAAGAGGGACAAUGAUUAAAGAGCUACCCUCGUCCAUUGAGCAUCUAACUGGCCUUGAUCAGUUAGAACUACAGAACUGCAAAAGCCUGGUGAACCUUCCGGACAGCAUUUGUAAUUUAAAAUCCCUGAAAAAUCUUCACAUCGAUGGUUGUCCAAAACUUGACAAGUUGCCAGAGAACCUGGAUAAUUUAGAAUCUCUGGAGGAUUUAGAUAUAAGUGGAAGUGCUGUAAAACAACUGCCAUCCUCUAUCAUACAUUUAAAAAGUCUCGGAAGGUUAUUGUUUAGAGUUCAAGAUUCAGCAGGUUUAUUACAAAUUCCCACAGCAAUAGACAGACUAUCCUCAUUGAAGACACUAUUUCUAAGUGGAAACAACUUCGAAAGCAUACCUGCAAGCAUUGAACACCUUUCUCAGUUGCACUCGCUUGACGUGGCCUACUGCAGAAGGCUUCGCUCUCUGCCAGAGCUUCCUGGGAGUCUACAACAUCUAUAUGCACAUGAAUGCACAUCAUUAGAAAGUGUACUUAGCAGCAAACACUUCUCUGAGAUAGAUUAUAUGCUUGAAAGUAGCAAUUUCAAGCAUUUUGCAUUACCAAUUGCAUCAAAAUGGAUCAAAAGACUCGCAGAAGCAUUCUUGCAGGGUUCGGUUAAAAUUCAUUUGCCUGGCGGUGAAAUUCCAAUGUGGUUCUGCAACCAAAAUAUGGGAUCUUCAGUAAGUAUGCAGCUUCAUUCAAGCUACAGUCAAUUAAAGGGAAUUGCUUUAUGUGUUGUGCUCGAAUUUGAGGAAAAUUAUGUGGAUUCCGGUUUGAUUGUUAGAUGCAAAUGCCACUUCAAAACAAACCACGGUGGAAGCAGUGAUCUGAAUUUCAAUUUGAAUAACUGGCUUCAAUGGUAUUACAAACCAAUUCUCUUUAAGUCAGAUCAUUUGUUUGUAUGGGAUGAUCCUUGCUUUGAAGCUAAUAUAAUUGAUGAAGAUUGGUUUGGUAAAUACAGUGAGGCCACUUUCGAAUUCUUUCCUCUAGAUUAUAAAGAAAACCUCUUACGGAAUUGCAAGGUGAAGAAAUGUGGAGUUCGUCUGCUAAUUUGUGAGAGGAUAGCCAUCAGAACCUAUAAUUCUGAUGAGGAAGAGGAACCAUGUCCUAAGAGAUUGAAAUGUCUCCAAGAAUAG